GGCGGUACAUCUAGUGGAGGAAUGUUUUCCCUUUAUCGUUCCUGAGCUACAGUCAACUGCAUUCAUUGAUAAGUGUUGCCUAACCAGAGACUCGUCAGCUGAGCCGAGUGUAUCCCAGGGUUAUCCACUGGUUCGUCGUCUAAAAGAAUGCAGCUGGGGGGCGGGAGAUAUGUUCUAUUUGGUAGCGGUUAUGCGUUGGUGUCUUCGAACAUGGAAUACUCUUGCCCGUGACCCCCAUGCUGACACUUUCACGGAUUAUCCUACUGUAUGGGAUCGUUCGGAUCUGUUAGUUGUCAUUCGUAGUGACCAACAAUCUUGUCCCAGUUUACCCCCCUCUAGUGAUGUAGGUCGGGGAACAGGGCCUUACUUCCGUAUUCAUGAUGUUGUUCACCUUCGUUCCGCAGGACCAACGGGGAUUAUUGAGUAUAAACCUUAUGUUUCAUCGUAUAUGCGGGAUGUUCUCCUCAGAGACAUCCAUCGUUCUAACGACCAUUGCUCUCCUUCGUAUUCGCGGUCUCAGCUGCUCACUGGGUAUUGUAGUACCCGUGUCACUAUAGCAGCCAGACAGAUUUGUAGAAAACAGUGCGCUUUAUGUAUUCGUUUCGCCCGUAAGGCUAGAUGGACAUUACCGGUUGGGGGACCGAUGUUCGAUAUUCGUACUCUUCUAACAUCUCCUUCGUAUCGGCCUUACGAGGCCAUUGGAAUCGAUUAUGUCACUAUUGAGGGUGUUAAAGUAGUGAGCUUCUGUUGUGUGGCUACGCGCCAUAUGACUCUUAUUUACACUCCCACGGAAUCUACUACGGGUCUUAUCAUGGCGUUCCAAGAGUUUAUGAUGUUAUGGGGGACCCCCCGGUUGGUCCUCAGUGAUAGAGCAUCCUACUUCAAGAGUGUCCAAUGGAAUCAGUUCCUUAAGGGUCACAAUAUUCUCUCUUGGUUGAACGCUGCCGUUGCUCCGUGGGAAGGGUCUUAUUAUGAAAGACUGCAUGGCGUUGUAAGGACUAUUCUCAGACCGAUGUUGUUGAUACCCUAUACCCGUCGUAUGCUCCGGGAGUUUGACCCCCGGAGUGUGCAGGAUGUUCGUUCGUUACGUCUGCUCCUGCUCGAGGUAUCUUUGCUGCUCAACACCCGUCCUCUGACUAUCGAUUGUGAGGAUGGGGUCAUAACUCCUGACUCUCUGGUCCAGGGGUACACUCGGUCUACGUCCACCUCUUCAUUGCCAACUCCUAUUGUUGAAGCAGACGAAGUUAUUCCGGCCGUACCCGAUCCGGUGGGCGCAGCGGCUGUAAAUAUCAGUCCUUCUGCUGCAGUCCUUCCUUCUCGUGGACCCGAUACUGCUCCUCGUCGGGUUGCAGCUGUACGUAGGGUGUUCCUCGAUUACCACUUCCGGCGGUUAAAGGAGCGUAGUAACGCUCAGUAUCACUCUAACGGUCAGUGGAAAGUUUUCGAAGUUGGUGCACCUGUAUUUGUUCAAGCCGCUAAAUCUAUCGUGCCGGCCCGUAUUCUGGAAGCUUAUCCGGCGCGUGAUGGGGUUGUUCGUCGAUAUAAAGUAAGGUUUCUUCGAAGUGAGCAUGAAACGGUGAUCAGUCAUGCAAACAUCGCUGCUGCUUUCCCGUGGGAGACCUUAGUUUCGGAUGACGACUUGUGAGUAGUUAUCGAUGUCUUAUUCAACUCGUAUUUUCUUUAUUCUCUGUCUUAUAGCCUGACUGAUCAGGGGGGCGUAUAUUGAUGCUCGACCAGUCCGUGCGGCAGAGAGCGUCACCUUUUUGUGCAUGCGUACAGACUUUCUCCUUGUGCUCGCGUACAAGUGUGAGCAUAGGAUACAUUCCGUACUAUUGAUCUUGAGCAUUGAGCGUUACUAGCUCGUAAGUCCGUAGCCAUCUUGGCUCAAGGUCUCAGUG
Perkinsus marinus ATCC 50983 is the source of this 1898-nucleotide messenger RNA. RefSeq lists its product as hypothetical. The transcript has a single exon. Lineage: Eukaryota; Perkinsozoa; Perkinsida; Perkinsidae. Gene Ontology annotation, biological process: DNA integration. The annotation marks the transcript as partial. The record is from RefSeq and is a predicted model, not a curated record. Gene Ontology annotation, molecular function: nucleic acid binding.